AUGGCUUGGUUUCCCCAGGAGUCUGAGUUAAACGGUAUUCUUGACCUCUUGCAUACAUCUCAAACUGGAGAUACUACUGCUCAAAGACGCGUCCACGAGAUGCUCAAUUCUUUGAUCGAAUCGCCGGAUUUUGUGAAAUACCUAAUUUUCAUUUUUGCAAAAUUCCCUAGUGAAAGCGAAUACACCCGUUCCGUUGCGGGAUUGAUCUUAAAAAAUCAUUUAACCACAACCUACUCCAAUCAGCCUCCAGAUGUAAUUUCCGUUGUCAAGGAGGAAUCUCUAAAUUGCAUGAAUGAUCCAAAUCCUCUCAUUCGCUCAACGGCCGGCACUCUUAUUACCACGAUAGUUAGUCUCGGUGGUCUUCAUUCCUGGCCCGAGGUUAUUCCUCAACUUCUUCAAAGUCUCGAUAGCAAUGAUCCCUACCUCCUUCAAGGUACCUUCGAUGCCCUAAAAAAAAUCUGUGAGGAUUCAAAAGAGGACUUGGAAGAUGAAAGCCUCCUUAGUGUUUUGGAUGCCUUAAUACUUAAAUUAAUUCAUUUUUUCUCUCAUCCACUUCCUAAAUUUCGAUCGCUUGCGCUGUAUUGUGCCAAUCAGUUUAUUACCAACUCAUCUCGUGCCUUUAAGAAUCACUUAGAGGAAUACCUUCAGGCCUUAUUUAAACUUGCCGAUGAUUCUUCAAAAGAAGUUGUGAAACUCGUCUGUACCGCUUUGGUCUUUCUUAUUGAGGCUCAGGUGGAAAUACUUCUUCCACACCUUCCCAAUAUUAUUGAAUAUAUCCUUCUCCGAACUCAAGAUGAAGAUGAAACGAUUGCGUUGGAAGCUUGUGAAUUUUGGUUAUCUCUUUCGGAUGCUCCUCUAUGCUUUCAAGUACUAAGUGGUUAUCUUGAUCGGCUUAUCCCUGUCCUUGUAAAGGGAAUGCAGUACUCUGAAAGUGAUCUUGCUCUUCUUAGCAAUGAUCUAGAUAACAACUCUCAUGUGCCUGACAAAGACAGUGAUAUCAAACCGCGAUUCCACAAGUCGAAAAAUCGAAUGCAAAGUGAUGAUGGUGGAGAAGACAGUGAUUCUGAUGACAGCGAUGAAUACGUCAGCAACUGGACGCUUCGAAAGUGCUCGGCAGCUGCUUUGGACCUUCUCGCAAAUGUAUUCCACAGCGAAAUCCUUCAAUAUCUUCUUCCUUCCACCAAGGAAUACCUUCUUUCUAGCGACUGGCGAUACAGAGAAUCGGCUAUCUUGGUCCUCGGGGCUAUAUCCGAAGGAUGUAUGAAUGAUAUGGUUCCUUACCUUCCAGAUCUCUGCAGAAUCUUCAUUGAAGCGCUUAGUGAUCAAAAGCCUCUCAUUCGGAGUAUAGCGUGCUGGACACUAAGUCGAUAUGCUAACUGGAUUGUCGGGCAACCGCAUGAUCAAUACCUGAGGCCCCUUGUGGGUGAGUUAUUGAAUCGAAUUCUGGACACGAAUAAGCGGGUUCAGGAAUCUGCGUGUUCUGCCUUCGCUACACUUGAGGAGGAAGCAGGAACUGAUUUAUGUCCUUAUUUGGAGCAUAUUCUGCGAACUUUAGUUACCGCACUAUCAAAAUAUCAGCACAAAAAUCUUAUAAUUCUCUAUGAUGCCAUUGGCACACUUGCCGAUUCUGUUGGGCACAACUUGAAUAAACAAGAAUAUAAGGAUUUACUAAUGCCAGCACUCUUUGAGAAGUGGAAUAGUCUUAAGGAUGAUGAUAAGGACCUCUUCCCGUUGCUUGAAUGUCUUUCUAGUGUUGCUACGGCCCUGGGAGUUGGUUUUCUUCCCUACUGCGCUCCUGUAUUCAAUCGAUGUGUGGCUCUAGUUGAAAAAACUAUUCAGCAGAGCUAUGCAAGUACCCAGCAACCAGAUCUCUACGAGCCACCAGACAAAGACUUUAUGGUUGUGUCUCUCGACCUUCUGAGUGGAAUAGCCGAAGGUCUGGGAAGUCAAAUCGAACCUCUUAUGGUUAACAGUAAUCUCAUUAGCCUGCUCCAUCAAUGUGCUCAAGAUUCCCAGUUGGAUGUGCGACAAAGCACCUUUGCAUUGCUUGGUGAUCUCACUAAAGUCUGCUUCGCCCAUAUCAAGCCUCAAGUCGGGGCCUUCAUGAACAUUCUAGCCCAAAAUCUCUCUUCGCCUAAUAUCUCCGUAUGCAAUAAUGCUAUCUGGGCUAUUGGAGAAAUAUGCAUGCAAAUGGGUGAAGAAAUGCAACCCUAUGCUUCUCUCUUUAUUGAACCGCUCGUACGCAUAAUCAACUGUCAAAAUGCGCCCAAAACUCUCCAUGAGAACGCCGCCAUCACAAUAGGUCGCCUGGGCUACGUUUGCCCACAGCAGAUUUCCUCCUUCUUAUCUCUCUUCAUUCGUGCUUGGUGUCUAUCACUGCGAAAUAUUCGCGAUAAUGACGAGAAGGACAGUGCUUUCAGGGGAAUAUGCAACGUCAUCACCUUGAAUCCCCAGGGUGUUAUUAAUGACUUCCUCUUCUUCUGCGAUGCCGUCGCAUCUUGGAAUAACCCGAAAGAGGACCUUAAACAGAAGUUUUUUUCGAUAUUGAUCGGCUUCAAGACAGAGGUCGGCGACGAAACCUGGGAAAAAUUUUGGUCCCAAUGUCCGCCGAUGCUCCGCAAUCGUUUAAAUAGCCAAUAUGGACUCUAG
Messenger RNA from Rodentolepis nana, 2649 nucleotides. NCBI's taxonomy places the organism in Eukaryota, Metazoa, Platyhelminthes, Cestoda, Cyclophyllidea, Hymenolepididae. The record is from the annotation of a GenBank genome assembly.